Molecule: messenger RNA, 927 nt
Organism: Trichomonas vaginalis G3
Lineage: Eukaryota; Parabasalia; Trichomonadida; Trichomonadidae
Product: guanylate cyclase protein
Exons: 1
Coding region: 1-927 (308 amino acids)
Source: RefSeq, a predicted model, not a curated record
AUGCAGGAAACAGCAAUCACAGCAUCAUCAUCACUACAAGAUAUAUCUAAUUCUGAAAACACCAAGCUAGAGCAAUUGAUUGAUGUGCCUUUUACAAAGAAAGCAAUUGCUGCAUUGUUAAGGUUAUUCAACUAUUUUGACAUUUACGCCCCAAGAAUACCAGCUGUAUAUGAUAUUAUCACCAUUAUAAGAUUCUUCCAGCUUAUUGGUGGUUCUAUUAUGGCAGCAAACACAGAUUUGUUCAAACCCGGUACUUUAACUUUCAAAGUAAUGUCAGUAAUAUCAGUUCUAUUUCAUGUAGUACCAGUUCAAUACAGAGAUGCAAAUCUUGUUUAUAUUUUAACUGCAAUUGAUGCGAUUCUUAUUGUAUUUGGCUUUUACUUAGUAAUAACAGUAUUCCAGUAUAAAACAACUUCUAAAGUUCCAAGAAUGUCAUUAUUAAUACUAAGCUUCUAUAUCGCAAUCGGUCCUUUUAUCAUUCUGCCACUUGCAGCCCAGUUUGUGGGCCAAAUGAUUUCAAAUGAAAUAGCUACAGCUUCAAAACCAGAUAGUAUUGAACUUAUCCUCGCAAUUGUGACUGUUACACAGUUUGUAUUCUACAUUUGGAUGAUGAUGAAGACCUAUACAACGACCAUCAUUUUCAGAGCUACAAGUUUACAAACAUUAGAAGGAAGUGCUCAAAAUAAAGUGUUUCUUGUCACUCUAUUCAACACUUUAAUCUGUGCCAUAGCUACAGAUAUGGAUAGAAUACCUCAGACAGUUAUAACAGCCAUUUCAAUGCUGAUUUACGUCUUUUCAAUUACUACAGUAUUCAAUUGCGGAACUUUCAUAAGACAUUCCCAUCAAAUAAUGAUUCUUGGAGGAUCAAUUCUUGGAAUUGUCAUAAGUGCCGUUAAUUUCUGUCCAGCUGAGAAACAAAAUCAAUAA